This is a messenger RNA of Canariomyces notabilis, 835 nucleotides long. RefSeq lists its product as uncharacterized. The record is from RefSeq and is a predicted model, not a curated record. The transcript has a single exon. Bases 167 to 775 code for a protein of 202 amino acids. Lineage: Eukaryota; Fungi; Ascomycota; Sordariomycetes; Sordariales; Chaetomiaceae.
AAGCCAUCAGCCCAACCUUGGCUCAGCCUGAAGCCCCGACAAAGGCCUAGAACGCUAGGUCCAUCCUCUCUCGGUGAGCAACCGCGAAAUUGCGUGGUGUAGGAUCCAUCGAUGAUACCUCGUAUACCAACAUUGAAGCGUAGGGUUGGAUGCUGCAACGCGAUCCAUGGUCGCGACACCAAUAUUGCCCCCAAUCAGCCCAGUUCACCUGUCACGAUUCGCAGCGUGCCCAGCUGCAGUUUGUAUCCCUUUUGAUAGGGAACAAUAUAGGCUCGGCAGCAUUCCGGAAGUUGUCAAAUCGCAUCAUGAACGCUGCGCUGUUGCAUCGUAUAGACUACGAGGUAGCAGUAUUCGACAAUUGGAAACAAAUAGACUCAAGCUGCAAUUCCCUCAGAAUACCAUAGAGUGGGGUAGAGGUCUGGCAGCACUCCGGGUACGACUACCUCUCACCUCUGGACUUCUUGUGGAGGCGGGGUCGAAAGCCACCUGCUAUUGUCGGGUCUGGCGUUCGGGGCAUGGCGGGCGCGCGGUAAAGAGGGAGGCAUUGCUUACCGCAGUAGGGCUGAGGGUUCUGGAUUCGGAGUUUGGGACAAAGAGACCUGAUUGGACCCGGCCAAACACGGAAUCCCGAGUCCCGGUGUCGCACACUCGGACGCUCUCAUCAUUCUUUUGCACUCGGAACCCUUGUGUGGACGCAGCACGGGACGUGCGCCACCACGUGGUCCCGGUAAGUCUAUUAAUGCGCACUACUACCGAUGGCGGGAAUCGCGUCUAGCCCUGCGAAAAUGUGACGUCUAACUACGCCCCCGAACCUGCUGGCAGAUGGCCCCCGGAA